CACAACGGAAAUACGCAUGCGCGAAAAAAAUAGGUCGCGCUACCGUUUUUAUGUCAGAACAGUAGUUAGGAACGAAGCUAGGUGGAAAUAUUUAGGGAUUAUUCAUGAGGUGUGCUUGCAAUAUUAUUGUAUAAAUAGUGUCACGUAAUUAUACUUAUAACAUUAAAUCAUCUAGAAAAUGAUUUUAUAACCUAGCGAACUGAAUGUAGCAUUUGAGCAGGACAGGCUAACAACAUCGGCUAGCAUUAGCAUCAUUAGCAGGAAGAGGCCGCACCGGCUAGCACUCAUUUUGGUGAAGAGCGGUUUCCUCCGGACCACAGAUGGACGGAGAGGAGGAUUUUUCAGGAACUCACUCAGAUGAUGGUAGUGCCACACCAGUGCAGGAUGAACAUGCGCUGGCAUCCGAUGCUGAAGAAGAGAGGGUAGAAUCACACCACUCUGAGGAUGAGGGCAGUGACAGAGAAGGUCCCGCCUCCAGUCCAGCGGCUCCUGCAGAAGACAGUGAAUCAGAACAUGAGGACAGAACAGGAGGAGCAGCCAGUAGUGGCCACGACGACGAUGAUGAUGGUGAAGAAGCCUUCUCUAGCAAGAGAAGGGGAAGCACGUCGGAGACAGAGGAUCAGCACAAAGAGCCUGACAGCGAAUCAGAACACGGGGAGCCGCCAAAGGGGCAGAGCCAUCACUCAGACUCUGAUGAAUCCGAUAGCGAGAAGGUGAAACAGAGAGACUCUGACGGAGAGGAACAGAGGGAAGACGACAGAGAGCGGAGGAAAGCUGUGAUACACUCUGACAGUGAGGAAGAGGAGGACAAGAAACCCAAAAAUGAAGCAGGAAGUGAGCAGGAAGAUGGGCCAGCUCAGCGUGUCCACUCUGACAGCGACGAUGAAGACGAGAAGCCAGUGAAGAGGAAGAAAGCAAUUCUGUCUGACAGUGAGGAUGAAGACGAACCAAAAGUGAAGAAAAGCAGGGCCGUGUCAGAUGAUGAAGAUUCUGGUAGUGAGCAAGGCUCUGAAGCUCCUGAUAAGACGGUUGUUGCGAAACUUAGAGAACUCGGCUCAGACAGCGAGGAUGAGGAGGAGAGCACGAAGAGGGACACAGGGAAAAAAGAUGAGAAGACGCUGUUUGGCAGUGACAGUGAAUCAGAAAAUGAUGCAGAAGAAAAAAUGAUAGCAGACAUCUUUGGAGAGUCUGGUGAAGAGGAGGAUGAGGAGUUUACGGGUUUUAACCAGGAGGAGUUGGAGGGGGAGAAACAGCAGUCUCAUGCUGCAGGAAAGAAGAUAGCGAUGGACGACUCGGACUCGGAUGAUGUGGACAGAGGAAAAGAUAUGUCAUUCAUGUCUGAUUUCGACAUCAUGCUAGCGAAAAGGAAAGCUCAAAGCGGCAAGCGGAGGCGGCACCGAGACGGGGGAACGUUCAUCAGUGACGCGGAUGAUGUGGUCAGCGCAAUGAUCAGCAAGAUGAACGAAGCAGCUGAGGAGGAUCGCACUCUGAACAGUCAGAAAAAGCCGGCGCUGAAAAAGCUGACACUUCUGCCCACUGUUGUUAUGCAUUUAAAAAAGCAGGAUCUGAAGGAGACGUUUAUAGACAGUGGUGUGAUGACAGCGAUAAAAGAGUGGAUCAGUCCUCUUCCUGAUAAGAGUCUGCCGGCCCUGAGGAUCAGGGAGGAGCUGCUGAAGAUCCUGCAAGAGUUGCCCAGUGUGAGUCAGGAGACCCUGAAAAUGAGUGGAAUCGGCAGAGCCGUCAUGUUCCUCUACAAACACCCCAAAGAGUCACGAUCCAACAAAGACCUCGCUCUCAAACUUAUCAAUGAAUGGUCAAGGCCCAUCUUUGGCUUGUCUUCUAAUUAUAAAUGCAUGACGAGGGAGGAAAGGCAGCAGAGAGACCUUGAUCAGCAGAUUGCUCCACGCAGAAGACUCAGAGAGCCUCAGAAGGUUGAGAGAGAGGAGGAGCCUGAUGUCUUUGGGCCCCAGCUAAGCUCAGGAGGGCAGACCCCUCGCAGAGAUCUGGAGAAAGUGUUAACAGGAGAGGAGAAAGCACUGCGGCCUGGUGACCCUGGGUUCUGUGCGAGAGCACGUGUACCAAUGCCCUCUAAUAAAGACUAUGUGGUGCGACCCAAGUGGAAUGUGGAGACGGAUUCAAACCGGGGACCUGUAAGAAAGAGUUUAUCACGUGUAGAUAAACAGAUGCGACGCUUCGCUGAUAUCCGCCGCCUCACGAAGACGGGUCAUGCAGUCAAGAUCAGCGUCGAGGGCAACCGUAUGCCACUCUGAUUUCUUGUACGCAUCACUUCCUGUCUGUUUUUGUGUUUCUACUUUGGCGUAUGUGUGGAAGUGCGACACUGCUGUAGGAGGAGGAGGUCGUCGCUGCACGUCUGUAAUAUAGCUGUAAUAACGUGUGUAACGUGAACCUACCAUGUUCAGUUGUAACUUUCAUAAUAAAGACUUUCCAAAUCUUUUUCUUUUA
This is a messenger RNA of Tachysurus fulvidraco (yellow catfish), 2463 nucleotides long. RefSeq names its product interacts with SUPT6H, CTD assembly factor 1. The coding region runs from base 321 to 2270 and encodes 649 amino acids. The record is from RefSeq and is a predicted model, not a curated record. Gene Ontology annotation, biological process: poly(A)+ mRNA export from nucleus. The transcript has 17 exons. NCBI's taxonomy places the organism in Eukaryota, Metazoa, Chordata, Actinopteri, Siluriformes, Bagridae. Gene Ontology annotation, cellular component: nucleus.